Messenger RNA from Notodromas monacha, 1071 nucleotides. Lineage: Eukaryota; Metazoa; Arthropoda; Ostracoda; Podocopida; Cyprididae. The record is from the annotation of a GenBank genome assembly.
AUGGCUGGUAGGAAGAAACGUCCUGGCCUGAAGGUUGACAUUCCGAAAUCACCAUCUCCUUCGCCCUUGCAAGCUCCGAGACAAUUGGACAAACGUACGACGAUUACGCUCGGCGACAGAACGUUCGACUGCGAUUCAGAUGAUUUGAUUCUCAUGGAAGUUCUUGGACGAGGAGCUUAUGGAGUCGUGGAAAAGAUGAAGCACGUUCUUUCGGGAAACGUGAUGGCAGUGAAGCGGAUCCCUGUUACUGUGAAUGACCGGGAAACAAAAAGACUUCUCAUGGACUUGGAUAUAUCAAUGCGUGCCUCAGAAUGUCCUUAUACAGUACAGUUCUAUGGAGCCUUGUUUCGAGAAGGCGAUGUCUGGAUAUGCAUGGAAGUUAUGGAUACCUCAUUGGAUAAAUUUUAUCAGCGUGUGUACGAGAAGGGUAGCCGGAUACCCGAAGAUAUCCUCGGCAAAAUCGCCCAUGCUGUUGUGUCGGCGCUAGAGUACCUCCACACAGUGUUGAAGGUGAUCCAUCGUGAUGUGAAGCCGUCGAAUAUUUUGAUCAACAGAAAAGGACAGGUUAAAAUUUGUGACUUCGGCAUUUCUGGUUACCUUGUGGAUUCAGUUGCGAAAACAAUAGAUGCUGGAUGCAAACCUUAUAUGGCGCCAGAAAGAAUCGAUCCGACUGGAGACCCAUCGUGUUACAAUAUACGUUCCGAUGUGUGGAGCUUGGGCAUUUCAAUGAUUGAACUGGCGACCGGGAAGUUCCCGUAUAAAACAUGGGGAACUCCGUUUGACCAAUUGAAACAAGUAGUUCAAGAUGAUCCUCCGCGUCUCCCAGACGAUGGCAGCUUUUCUCCGGAUUUUUGUGACUUCGUUGCGAGAUGUUUGCAAAAGAAGACUUCGGAUCGGCCAAAUUACCAGCAAUUGCUGAGUCACCCGUUCGUCGUCACCCAUCGGGAAAGGGUGACGGACGUGGCGUCGUUCGUGAACGAGAUCCUGGGUCCCGUCGCCGAGGAGGCUCCAUCUUCAUCAAAUUCAACCGCCACAACUACCCCUAGUCCUACGGGAAAUGUUUCGAAAUAA